Messenger RNA from Triticum turgidum subsp. durum (durum wheat), 543 nucleotides. Lineage: Eukaryota; Viridiplantae; Streptophyta; Magnoliopsida; Poales; Poaceae. The record is from the annotation of a GenBank genome assembly.
AUGGGUGCUACUGCCUUCUUCUACCUCCUGCUGUCCCUCUGGCUCUGGGUUCAGGAUGCAACUGCAGCUGAUCUUGGCUUCACAAGAAGUGAUUUCCCACGGGAAUUCGUCUUUGGAGCUGGAACCUCGGCAUACCAAUAUGAGGGUGCCGUUGCUGAGGAUGGCAGGAGCCCAAGCAGUUGGGACACUUCCACUCACGCAGGCAAAAUACCAGACAAAAGCACGGGAGAUGUUGCUGCAGAUGGGUACCACAAAUACAUGGAGGAUGUGAAGCUCAUGUCUGAGACGGGUCUAGAGGCCUAUAGGUUCUCCAUCUCCUGGUCAAGGCUCAUUCCAAAUGGACGUGGAGCUGUCAAUCCCAAAGGGCUACAGUACUACCAUAACCUCAUUGAUGAGCUAGUGAAUCAUGGAAUUCAAGUCCACAUCAGACUUCACCAUCUAGAUCUUCCCCAGAUUCUUGAAGAUGAGUAUGGUGGAUGGUUAAGCCCCAGAAUUAUAUUUCACAGCAUAUGCAGAUGUUUGCUUCAGGGAGUUUGGAGAUAG